This is a messenger RNA of Impatiens glandulifera, 1433 nucleotides long. RefSeq lists its product as uncharacterized. The record is from RefSeq and is a predicted model, not a curated record. Lineage: Eukaryota; Viridiplantae; Streptophyta; Magnoliopsida; Ericales; Balsaminaceae. Gene Ontology annotation, molecular function: calcium ion binding. The transcript is spliced from 5 exons. Bases 160 to 1314 code for a protein of 384 amino acids.
ACCACCAUCAUCUUGCUAGCUCUUGAAAAAGAAUACAGAGUGAAUGAGAAACGUAUCUUGCAUAAUCGUCGAUCACAAGAACCAUACAGAAAGCGAGGGUUUGCAAUUAAUGUAGUGUCAGAAGAAAUUAGAAAGUCACAUUCGAGAGCUGAUUAUGCAAUGGAAAGAGAAAAGGACGUGAUUGUAGUGGAGGAUGGGAAGGGGAAGAAGAAGAUGAUGAUGAUGACGACGGAAAGUGGAGCAAAUCAGGUGAUGGACGGUUCAGAUAUAAUGGAAUUAGUUGGAAACAAAGAAGUUUUCACCACCUUUGUCGACCAUAAGUUUCAAGAUCUCGAUAGGGAUCGUGACGGUCAUCUCUCUCUCAAAGAACUCCAGCCAGCCGUCGCUGAUAUCGGUGCUGCUCUUGGCUUACCUGCUACCGGUUCAUCUCCUGAUUCCGAUUAUAUCUAUUCCCAGAUUUUAAGCGAAUUUACUCAUGGAAAGCAUCAUCAGAAAGUGAGUAAAUCCGAAUUCAAGGCAGUUCUUUCAGAUAUUCUAUUAGGUAUGGCUACCGGUUUGAAGAGAGAUCCAAUUGUCAUUCUUCGUAUGGAUGGGGAAGAUCUGAUCGAGUUUGUUAACAACCCUGCUUUCGAAACUGAGAUGAUCCUCAUGUUAUCUGAUAUUAUUGAUGGGUCACUUCAAGAUUACGUUGUUAAUGCUCUCAAGAAGCUUACUGUUGCCCAGGGAAUGCCCCCUGUUCAUGAUUCCUGGGUAAUUGAUAAUAUUAUAGAACCUGUUCUUGAAUCUUGCAAAAUUGGGAAUCAGAAAGAGUUCUCCCAAGAAACAUUCAUGGAAGAAUUCAAGAAAGUGGUGGAAAGAAUUGGGCAAAUUCUCAAAGAGCAACCUGUGAUUGUUGCCCAUAGUGAAACUACCUUUGAUGGGAGUGAGAUCAAGAGGCUACUGUCAAACAAAUUUGAGUUGGAUAAGACGUUGGAGGAAUCGAUGAAGAGGGUGCCUAAAGAUAAACAUUUAAAGGUUUCUACAGAAUACAUAGGUCUUGCCCUUGACAUUGCUGCCCCAACUGCAGGCUUGCCACCAUUAGGCGCUGUGGAUGAAAUGGACAAAGUGAUAAAGGAAGUGUUGAAGAUGUUGAGUGUUGAUGAUGGGAAGAUGGUUAAAGAAGAUGAGAUGAAGAAGAUAUUGACACAAGUGCUUGGAAGUGUAAUGUUGCAACUGCAAGUGAAUCCAAUCUGUGUUUCUACGAGUUCAGUUGUUCAUGAACCCGUUGUCUCUGCUUCAAAUCUUUUGAAGCCAGUGUCACCAGAUAAUAAUUAGCUACUAUGUUAAUUUAAGUUUCAUGUACUGAUGGAAAAAUAACCAAAAGUGUGACUAUGUGCACUUCUUUAUAGCCUAACAAUGAAAAAUAAAGAUGAAACUUGGGUUUCUUCAUGUUU